GAGGCGGCCGUAGACCUCUGCCCGCUCGAGAACUACGAAUCGCCGAUCCGCACCAUGGACGCCAACUGGCAGCCCGUGCAGGGGGCCAACCCCCCCGACGGCGUUGACCCGAACGCCGCCGCCGUCGCCGGAGGCGACUGGCGCGCCCAGCUCCAGCCCGAUGCGCGCAGCAGGAUCGUCAACAGGAUAUUGGAAACUCUGAGGAGGCAUUUGCCAGUAUCAGUGCCAGAGGGGUUGAACGAGCUUCAAAGAAUUGCUGUGCGAUUCGAAGAGAAGAUCUAUACCGCAGCGACCAGCCAGUCUGAUUAUUUGCGGAAGGUUUCUCUGAAAAUGCUCUCUAUGGAGACGAGGACACAACAGGCUCCUGGAAAUGCUCAAGUGAUUCCAAAUCAAAACUACCCUGGUCAAGGAUGACCUAGACGAUCAUGUUGAUGUUACAAACUUAUGUCUCCAGCGUGUGCAAAAGAGGCUUGCAGUUCUGAUCAAGCGCACCAAGGGUGGCUGCUCCUGCAUGUCCCUGCUGUUAUCUGUCGUCCCUAUAGUGAUUAUUGUGGUUAUUGUAUGGAUUCUCAUGAAGUAUCUGUAACCCCUUCCCAACUGAAAUCAGUUUAAGAUGUACAGAAUUUCAAAGAUAGUAUGAUUACUUUCA
Messenger RNA from Lolium rigidum, 649 nucleotides. Its product is annotated as mediator of RNA polymerase II transcription subunit 15a-like. The record is from RefSeq and is a predicted model, not a curated record. The coding region runs from base 55 to 414 and encodes 119 amino acids. Gene Ontology annotation, biological process: regulation of DNA-templated transcription. Lineage: Eukaryota; Viridiplantae; Streptophyta; Magnoliopsida; Poales; Poaceae. Gene Ontology annotation, molecular function: transcription coactivator activity; chromatin DNA binding. The transcript has 5 exons.